GCUCCUUUGACAGAAGGGGGGCUCAGAGCUGGGAUGAUGAGACUUCAAAGGUGAAGGUCAAGCCCACUACCCCACUCCUCCCCCAAUCUUGGCCACCCUCCCGUGCACCCCUCCCCCAGGCUGUCCUCUAUAAAGACCCUGCAGCCCCAUUCCCCUGUGGGCUCCUAGGAGUUAAGGGCCAGGUGAGGGCUGACCAGGGAGGCGGGUAAUUUUGAUGUAAGAGAACGGGGUCAGAUGAUUUGAGGGACAAGAAUUCAGUGCCUGGGGGCCGAAAGGCAGCAGAAGGCGGGCACCAAAGGAUAGGCACCCGGAAGGUGGACGCCGAGGAGGAGAGAGGACGGGGGUCUCUCACCCCAGCUCCUGGUCACCAUGCUGCUGGCUGUGCUGCUGCUGCUACCCCUCCCAAGCUCAUGGUUUGCCCACGGGCACCCACUGUACACGCGCCUGCCCCCCAGCACCCUGCAAGUUCUGUCGGCCCAGGGGACUCAGGCGUUGCAGGCAGCCCAGAGGAGCGCCCAGUGGGCAAUAAACCGAGUGGCGAUGGAGAUCCAGCACAGAUCGCACGAGUGCCGAGGAUCUGGGCGCCCCAGGCCUCAAGCUCCCCUCCAGGACCCACCUGAGCCAGGGCCGUGCGGCGAGAGGCGUCCGAGCACUGCCAAUGUGACGCGGGCCCACGGCCGCAUCGUGGGGGGCAGCGCGGCGCCGCCCGGGGCCUGGCCCUGGCUGGUGAGGCUGCAGCUCGGCGGGCAGCCUCUGUGCGGCGGCGUCCUGGUAGCGGCCUCCUGGGUGCUCACGGCAGCGCACUGCUUUGUAGGCGCCCCGAAUGAGCUUCUGUGGACUGUGACGCUGGCCGAGGGGUCCCGGGGGGAGCAAGCGGAGGAGGUGCCAGUGAACCGCAUCCUGCCCCACCCCAAGUUUGACCCGCGGACCUUCCACAACGACCUGGCCCUGGUGCAGCUGUGGACGCCGGUGAGCCCGGGGGGAUCGGCGCGCCCCGUCUGCCUGCCCCAGGAGCCCCAGGAGCCCCCUGCCGGAACCGCCUGCGCCAUCGCGGGCUGGGGGGCCCUCUUUGAAGACGGGCCUGAGGCUGAAGCAGUGAGAGAGGCCCGUGUUCCCCUGCUCAGCACCGACACCUGCCGAAGAGCCCUGGGGCCCGGGCUGCGCCCCAGCACCAUGCUCUGCGCCGGGUACCUGGCGGGGGGCGUUGACUCGUGCCAGGGUGACUCGGGAGGCCCCCUGACCUGUUCUGAGCCUGGCCCCCGCCCUAGAGAGGUCCUGUUCGGAGUCACCUCCUGGGGGGACGGCUGCGGGGAGCCAGGGAAGCCCGGGGUCUACACCCGCGUGGCAGUGUUCAAGGACUGGCUCCAGGAGCAGAUGAGUGCAGCCUCCUCCAGCCGCGAGCCCAGCUGCAGGGAGCUUCUGGCCUGGGACGCCCCCCAGGAGCUGCAGGCAGACGCCGCCCGGCUCUGCGCCUUCUAUGCCCGCCUGUGCCCGGGGUCCCAGGGCGCCUGUGCGCGCCUGGCGCACCAGCAGUGCCUGCAGCGCCGGCGGCGAUGCGAGCUGCGCUCGCUGGCGCACACGCUGCUGGGCCUGCUGCGGAACGCGCAGGAGCUGCUCGGGCCGCGUCCGGGACUGCGGCGCCUGGCCCCCGCCCUGGCUCGCCCCGCUCCGGCGCUCAGGGAGUCUCCUCUGCACCCCGCCCGGGAGCUGCGGCUUCACUCAGGAUCGCGAGCUGCAGGCACUCGGUUCCCGAAGCGGAGGCCGGAGCCGCGCGGAGAAGCCAACGGCUGCCCUGGGCUGGAGCCCCUGCGACAGAAGUUGGCUGCCCUGCAGGGGGCCCAUGCCUGGAUCCUGCAGGUCCCCUCGGAGCACCUGGCCAUGAACUUUCAUGAGGUCCUGGCAGAUCUGGGCUCCAAGACACUGACCGGGCUUUUCAGAGCCUGGGUGCGGGCAGGCUUGGGGGGCCGGCAUGUGGCCUUCAGCGGCCUGGUGGGCCUGGAGCCGGCCACACUGGCUCGCAGCCUCCCCCGGCUGCUGGUGCAGGCCCUGCAGGCCUUCCGCGUGGCUGCCCUGGCAGAAGGGGAGCCCGAGGGACCCUGGAUGGAUGUAGGGCAGGGGCCCGGGCUGGAGAGGAAGGGGCACCACCCACUCAACCCUCAGGUACCCCCAGCCAGGCAACCCUGAGCCAUGUCUGGGCCCCCAGCCCCUGGGGAGGACCUGCUGCUCCCAGGGGCUGAGAGGGGUUCGGGAGCAUAAUGACAAACUGUCGCUGCCCCAGUGGCUGGGUGUGUGUGGGUGGGAUGGGGCGGGGGUCCUGGGCCCCCCGUGUCUUCCCAGGUUUACAAUCAGAGAAUCACAGCUGCUUUAAUAAAUGUUAUUUAUAAUACA
Molecule: messenger RNA, 2388 nt
Organism: Pan troglodytes (chimpanzee)
Lineage: Eukaryota; Metazoa; Chordata; Mammalia; Primates; Hominidae
Gene: PRSS56
Product: serine protease 56
Exons: 13
Coding region: 370-2184 (604 amino acids)
Biological process (GO): proteolysis
Molecular function (GO): serine-type endopeptidase activity
Source: RefSeq, a predicted model, not a curated record